Polistes dominula (European paper wasp) is the source of this 1611-nucleotide messenger RNA. Its product is annotated as odorant receptor 4. The record is from RefSeq and is a predicted model, not a curated record. Gene Ontology annotation, cellular component: plasma membrane. Gene Ontology annotation, biological process: sensory perception of smell; detection of chemical stimulus involved in sensory perception of smell. Gene Ontology annotation, molecular function: olfactory receptor activity; odorant binding. Lineage: Eukaryota; Metazoa; Arthropoda; Insecta; Hymenoptera; Vespidae.
AUGGAACACGACGAAGAUAUUACUUCUAGUGAAGAUGAGUUCAAUUUUUCGGCAAUAACGAACGAGAUUGCACCUCUACAUAGACAGCUUGUCCAUGGGAACGAAUACAGAAGUGAUCAAGUUAGCGACGACGUUAGAGGUUUAAGAAGACGAAAAAUCCGAAUAAUCGAUUGUGAAUCUGAAAGCCAUAGUGAUUGUACAGAAGAGACUGAGCCUUCAGAGUGGACAAUAUGCAUAGAAUUCGAAGAAAUCCCCACAAGAAUACCGUUUGUACCCGGUGAAAGACAAAUAGGACUGCAGGUACCUGCAGCUUCUACUUCGCAGGGCAGUUCUGAAGGCAUCCGACUAAGUGGGAAGCUUUAUGACCAACAGAUCAUUUUUAAUACGAUUGCUAAACUUACACCGACAAUGAAAAUGAAAACAAGGGGUGCGGUGAAAGAACAAGAAGAAUUUGAUCGUGCAGCUGUGAUCUUAUCUUGGAACAAGAAAUUAAUGUCUACUAUAGGUCUGUGGCCUCAUUCGCGAAACAAUCUUCGAUUUUCUCUUAAUUUUGGAUACUUUUGCUUUCUCAUGAUCUUGGAAUACUUAGAUCUAUUUAUAUUUAUUAAUAAUCUGGAACACGUUAUUAUGAAUUUAACGGAGAAUAUGGCAUUCUCCCAGAUAUUUGUGAGAAUGAGCAUGUUGUGGAAAUACAACGAUGAGAUAGGUGACCUCAUUACUGAAGUAUUUAAAGAUUUCGUAAGAGAAAGAUAUAAAUCAGAAGAGGAAAGACAGCUAUUUAUUUCGUACAACGCUAAAUCAAAGUUAUUUAUGAAGCUUCUUAUUACAUUCGUCGCUCUUACAGCGUCUUCGUAUUACUUGACUCCAUUAUUAGUGUCUUUGGGCAACGGACUUCCAACAAUAGAGGAAGGAAAUAUAAGCAAAACCCUUUAUUUGCUGCCAUAUCGAUUUUAUACUUUCUACCCAUUGGAAAAUCUGCAAAGUUAUAUCGUCAUCUACGCUCUCGAACUACCGUUUGUUUUUAUCAGUGGUUUUGGACAAAGUGCUGCAGAUUGUAUUAUGGUCACUCUCGUUUAUCACAUUUGUGGUCAAAUGUCAGUUCUUGCAUUACAAGUAAACAAUAUAGAUAUUAAUCCCCAAAAAAAUAGGGAAGAAAUCCAAGCAAUUGUUGAAUCGCAUACAAGAUUAUUGCGAAUGGGUCAGAUCGUGGCAAAAGCAUUCAGCGUGACGCUACUAGCUCACCUUCUCGGAGCUACUUCACUCAUUUGCAUCCUUGGUUAUCAAAUCUUAACGAAUUAUUCAAACGGGGAAAAAACAGUGCUUGUUAGCUUCCUGGUCUUUCAAUAUUUGGUUCUGUUAAUUCUGUAUGCACACUGCACAGUUGGAGAGUGCCUUUUAACAGAGAGUACAAAAGUAAGUGAGGCAUUUUAUGCUUGCCAAUGGUACGAUAUGCCGAUCGAGAAUACAAGAUCCAUUAUGCUUUGCAUAGCAAGAUCACAGAAACCAAUGUGUCUAACCGCAGGAAAAUUUAGCACCUUUUGUCUAAGAACCUUAACAGAUGUAUUAAGAACAUCAAUGGGAUAUCUAUCAGUUUUACGAUCGUUUCUAUAA